Molecule: messenger RNA, 1867 nt
Organism: Pecten maximus
Lineage: Eukaryota; Metazoa; Mollusca; Bivalvia; Pectinida; Pectinidae
Exons: 3
Coding region: 998-1327 (109 amino acids)
Source: RefSeq, a predicted model, not a curated record
CAUUUUCGGAAGAAAAUUGGUGAAUUGGGAAAGAUUUUUUCAGGAGUAAACUGCAAAUUUGGGGAAUUUGGCUUAAAUAUGAAAUAAUUUCAAUGGGGAAUGGGCCCCAAAAGACCAUCAGAAAAGCCCUGGAUGGUAUAAACUUUUGUUUGUCUGGCUACUACAUAUAAAGUUAAACCAAUUUAUUUGAAACUUGGUAUACAUUAUAAUCAUGAUAUGAAAUGUUUCACUUUGUUCAUUUCACUAUCUGAUUUUGGUCUGGAUUCUUCAACCGAUUUAUUUGAAAAAACAGCAGGUUUAUUAUGAUCCAACAUGAUACAUGAUGUAUGUUGUGUUUGCCUGAACAAAAUUUUGAUGCAAUUAUUUUUGCAAACGUUUCUGCCCUUUGUUCAGUUUACUAUUUGUUUUUUGCCAAGAGAUCUACAUUUUUUGACUGAUUUUGAAACUUGAAAUGCAUUAUAGCCAUAAAAUCAAGUUGCUUUUUAUAAGUCAGAGACUUUUGAUGUUUAAUACUUGUUUUCCUCAAAAUGUUACAAAAUUGAACAUUGAAUUUGACUUUAUUGUAAUUAUAAUGUAAAUGGUGAGAUUUAUAUAAUACAUCUAUAUGCCAGGAAGCCACUCUUAAGGUGAUGCAAAUCUUAUUUUAAUGGAAGAUAGUAUAUAACGCUAUAUGGCAUGUGACUGCUGUAUAUUGUUCUGUCCCUCGGUAAGCAAGAUCGUUUAAAAUAAGAUAACGAAAAAAAUGAGCACGAGAAAAUGCAAUGAUUCAAUUUUGUAUGGGUCUGAUAUCCAUGAAUAAAAGAAGCUGCAGUGAUUCAUGGACCUGUGAAAAGUCUUGAGUGUAUCCUUUACAUUUAUCAUUUUUGGAAUAAACAGAAAAACUUAAUUGUUUCAUUUAAGGCUAGAGUUUAAGAAAGACAUAGAGGACUUGAGAUCGAGGAAUCCACAAUGGCGCUACGCUCCACUGAAACGACUCAGCCAUGACCAGAUUGAACCCAUGCCCAGUAGGCUACGACCUCGAGAAACACUCAAGAGGAAGUUCCAGCCAUUAAAGAGAGGGUCAGGAAAGAAGAGAGCCAAACGGACAAGCUCAGUAGCACAGAAAUUAUGCUUUCCUUUUCGACUUUAUCCUGAAAAAGCUGAAGGUCAGUUCCGGUAUAUGGCUGAUGAGACAGAAGAUAGCAGCAAAUCAGACACUCCUGCCAUCAAACCCACACCAACUCCAAUCCCCACCCCAGACACACACCUCCGUAUGCCAGCUGUUCGCAUCACAGAGGAAAUCACUACUCCAACACAAUACAUAUUGUACCGGGCACCUUCCUGGUGAUGCCAUGAUGGACCCUUAUCAUUGGACAGAUUAUUAGUCCUUGAUGAUUGGACGCUGCUAUGGGUCUUGAUUUAAACAUGUAUACGCCUUCUGCUGAUACAAUGGAAACUUAUCUUGGGGAUACAACAAAGGGACACUAUCAGGAUUAUUGAUAUGCAUGACACUGCACGUGUCCUGAUCCAGUAUACAGUGUACACUGUACACUAUAAAUAUAUAUAUAUAGUUCAUAGAUCAGUGAUUUUUAUUUUCAGUGUGUGCAUGUCUUGAACACAUUCGUUUUAAGCAUGAAACAUAGAAGAUUUUGAGAGUUUUUACUAAAGAAUUAUGUUGUAAUUGAUAUCACCAUUUCUGACAUUUAAUAUCUUGUUAUACUUUUGGAUUUACAUGUAUUUGUACAGUAUGAAAGUGCUUCAAUAAUGAAAGUUUAAUCACUUCUCAUUGUAUAUUAAUAUAUUUUUGAAUUUCUGAACUUGUUUUAAUAUACCAAAUAAUGGGCAAUCAAUUCUACAAUGAAUUAAAAAGAAUUCGAAUGAAUUAUUA